Messenger RNA from Aspergillus calidoustus, 1695 nucleotides. The record is from the annotation of a GenBank genome assembly. NCBI's taxonomy places the organism in Eukaryota, Fungi, Ascomycota, Eurotiomycetes, Eurotiales, Aspergillaceae.
AUGUCUGCUUCCCAGGCGGACUUCCCCGCAUGUGCGGGGAGCGUCCAGGCGCCCUCAGAACAGCGAUAUUCUGAAAGCAGAAAUAGCAAUGAACGAGAGGAGUCUGAAAAGUUUGAUGGAGGCUUCCUUCCGAUCAAACCGGCAACGACGACGGACAACAACCAACUACGUCCCUCGACAUCCCGACCUGUCGAACGCAGCUGGUCGUUGAAUGACGGGUACAGUUGCAACAGUGCAGUGGACGCAGAGGCCGGGGUGGGAGGUGCAGAGGCUACCGGGGAUACUUCGCCUUCUGAAUUCGUCGUGGCCUGGGAUGAUAGUGAUGCGAUGAAUCCGCGCUCAUUCGGUACAGCCAAAAAGUGGAUUAUCACGUCCAUUCUGUCCAUAGGAUCCCUCUGCGUGACUUGCACAUCGUCAAUGUAUACUGUGACAUACGACCAAUUAACAGAGGAGUUUGGUUGCUCACGAUUGAUUGCGACGCUUGGGCUCAGUUUUUUCAUCUGGGGAUUAGGUCUUGGGCCACUCGUGUUAGCUCCAUUGUCAGAGUUCUACGGCCGAAGAAAGAUCUAUAUCAUCUCGUUUUCCUUCUUCUUGAUAUGGCUCAUCCCAUGUGCUGUUGCUAAGAACAUCGAGACAAUGAUCGUAUGUCGUUUCAUCAACGGCCUUGCAGGAUCUGCCUUUCUCAGUGUAGCCGGUGGCACAGUCGGAGAUUUAUUCGAUCGCCACGAUCUCAGCGCUCCCAUGAUGCUGUAUACCAGCUCUCCUUUCAUUGGCCCUGAAGUUGGACCCUUGGUUGGUGGUUUCAUCAAUCAAUAUACCACGUGGCGUUGGACUUUCUACGUUCUUCUGAUAUGGACAGGCGUAUUGCUCGUGUCAAUCAUACUCUUCGUUCCUGAAACUUACCAUCCAGUGCUGCUAAGGCGCAAAGCCCAGAGACUGCGGAUCGAGACGGGUGAUGAUCGCCAUCUAGCUCCUAUAGAAAAGAUGGACAGGUCAGUGGCGAAGACGGUCAUGCGCUCCUGUUAUCGGCCUAUCCUCUUGCUCACUCUAGAGCCGAUGUGCUUGAAUCUCUGCAUAUUCUCGGCUAUCCUUCUGGGCAUUCUCUACCUUUUCUUCGGUGCCUUCCAAUUGGUCUUUGGCAAUGUGUACGGAAUGGACCUCUGGCAGCGUGGUCUCUGUUUUCUUGGGCUGUUCGUGGGAAUGGUCUUUGCAAUCUUGUCUGAUCCGUUUUGGCGAAGAAUCUACGUCAAGCUUGAGAAACAGCAAGAAAGGAAUGGUGGAGGUGAGCACCAACCGGAAUGGCGGUUGCCUCCUGCAAUUGCUGGGGGGCCUCUUCUCACUAUUGGGCUGUUCGUGUUCGCCUGGAGCAUCUUCCCUUACGUCCACUGGAUCGUACCGAUCAUCGGGACUGCCUUCUUUGGAGCAGGCACGGUCCUUGUGUACGCCGGUAUAUUUACUUUUAUGGUAGAGGCUUGGCCUCUGUACGGGGCCAGCGCGCUGGCUGCAAACUCGUUUCUGAGGAGUUCUGCAGGCGGAAUUUUUCCACUUUUUGGAAUUCAGAUGUACAACAAUCUAGGAUACCACUGGGCAACAACACUGCUCGCGUUCCUGACGCUGGUCAUGGCACCCUUUCCAUAUCUAUUUUUCCGCUAUGGCAGUCGAAUCCGGAAGAGGAGCCGAUUUGCUACGGGGUAG